UGUUGCUAUGAAACGGCAGCAAGCGGUUGGAACAUGUCACUUUGGAGAGACAGUGAUGUGAGACCGAGGAGGGUGCAUCCCUUUUUGGGUAGGAAGGAGCCAAAAUUGGCGAUGCGCAAAAGCCCCGCGCGCGCGUCUCGGCAGCAGCACCCACAGACUUUAGAACCCCUCCCAAUUUUAAAUAAUUAAAAAAAGGACAUUGUGAUGAUCCGUGUGCGUAAUGGCUGAAAUGUGAUUUUCUCGCCGUGGGAGAGCAGAUCGAGAUGAUACAAGGAGCGAUCUGUGCGCAUGGAGACAUCGCCGCUGAGGAGGGAUGCUGAGGCAGGAGAAGGAAGGAGAUGGCACAGGAGGAGCAGAGAGGGCGGGGCUUCCCCCCAGAUCCAACCAACUACAAUAUAACAGCAGCCGGCGCGCGUUCCUCUGACAAACACAAGCGGGUGUGCGCGCAGACUGGGGAGGAGAGCAGAGGAUGGGGAUGUAGUUCGUUCAUCUUUUUGUGUUUCUUUUGGUCACACCUGCACAGAGAAGCCUGUGUGUUUGAGCGGGAGCAGCUGUUUUUGUGUGUGUUUGGACAUUUCCGUGCGUCUCUGUCGGUUGGCACACUGUGCGUCCUUCCUCCACCGUAACCAUGUCAGACUCCGAGGACAUGACGGAGUUCGCCAGCAUCGUGGAGCGGAUCGAGCGGGGCGAGGUCCCCAUCAAGAACAUCGAGAGGGAGCUGAUCUGCCCCAUCUGUAAGGAGCUCUUCACCCACCCGCUGAUCCUGCCCUGCCAGCACAGCGUCUGCCACAAAUGUGUGCGGGAGCUGCUGAUGCUGAACCACGACGACUCCUUCGACGCUGGUUCCGAGUCCUCCCUGCCCGGCAGCCCCAGGUCCAGGGUGCCGUCCCCCUCCAUGGAGAGGCUGGACAGGCUCGUGAGAUCAGGUGGGUCUCGGGGUUCCAUCUCCUCCCCGGGCUGGCGAAGAGGUUCCGUCACUCCCCGGGUCACCACCAUCCCAUGCCCGGGCUGCCAGCACGACAUCGACCUCGGCGAACGCGGCAUCAGCAUGCUGUUCCGUAACUUCACCCUGGAGAGCAUCGUCGAGCGCUACCGGCAAGCUGCCCGCGCAGCUGUGGCGAUCAUGUGCAACAUCUGCAAACCUCCCAAUCUGCAGGAGGCGACGAAGAGCUGCAUGGACUGCAAGGCCAGCUACUGUAAUGAGUGCUUCAAGCUGCACCACCCGUGGGGUACUCCUAAAGCCCAGCAUGAGUAUGUUGGCCCCACCACGAAUUUUAGACCCAAGGUGCUCAUGUGCCCAGAGCACGAGAUGGAGAAGGUGAACAUGUACUGUGAAGUCUGCAAACGGCCAGUGUGUCACCUAUGCAAGCUGGGAGGAUCCCACGCCAACCACAAAGUCACUUCCAUGAGCAGUGCCUACAAGAUCCUCAAGGAGAAACUGGCCAAGAGUAUCCAUUACCUCAUCAGCAAAGAGGAUCAGGUCAGGACUCAGAUUACUGAGCUGGAGCUUCUCAUCAGUCAGACUGAGGAAAAUGGUCAGCUGGCAGAGCGUCAGGCCAACGAGCACUUUGAGCGUCUGUUGGAGACUCUUCAAGAAAGAAGAUCUGAGAUGCUGCGAUCCAUUGAGCAGUCUCGGAACCGGCGGAUGGAACAGUUGAAGUCCCAGGUGGAGGAGUACCAGGGCAUGCUGGAGAACAGUGGUCUGGUGGGUUACGCGCAGGAGGUGUUGAAGGAGACGGAUCAGUCCUGCUUCGUACAAACUGCAAAGCAGCUCCAUGUCAGGAUCCAGAAAGCCACAGACUCUCUGAGGACGUUCCACCCUGCAGCGGACACCUGCUUUGAUGAGUUUGUGCUGGACACAUCUAGAGAAGAAACUCUCCUCAAGGAGAUGUGCUUUGGAGGAGUUCCAGACCCCCCUCUGAUCGACUUGUCCCAAAGCAAAGUUUAUAAUGAGGCCUCGAUCAGCUGGAGGCUGGCAGACGACCAUCUACCUACAGAUCACCAUGUGCUCGAGUAUCGCAGACUUAUAGGCCCGAGCCAAUCCCCAUCUCAGGAGGAUGGAGAAGACGGUGGGUUCUGGAGGGCCACGGACAGGGUGUAUGGAAGCAACACCCUAGUGCAUGACCUGGAGCCGGACACCCUGUACUCCUUCAGAGUUCGAAGCUGCAGAAACUCCAUGUUCAGUCCUUACAGUCCUGAGGUCACUUUCCACACACCACCUGCUCCUGUUUUUGGGUUCCUGUUCAGUGAUAAAUGUGGGUUCAGCACCGAAAGGCUGGUUCUUAACAAAAGACGAGACGCAGUGGAGAGUGUGGCCGGCACGGCUUUCCUCCUUGCAGCUGAACGCGUGCAGACGGGCAGCUACAUCAGCCUGGACUACAUCAUUGGAGAUACGGGCAUUUCUCAAGGAAGACACUAUUGGGCAUUUAAGGUGGAUCCACACUCCUACAUGGUUAAAGUGGGAGUGGCUUCAGAUACAAAGAUCAUUGAAUGGUUCCACAAUCCAAGAGACACCAGCAGCCCAAGGUAUGACCAUGACAGCGGACAUGACAGCGGCAGCGAGGACGCGUCCUACGAAGUCUCCCAACCCUUCAUCCUCCUCACUCUCGGCAUGGGCAAACUCUUCAUCCCCAAGGCCUCUUCCUCCACCGCCAACCCGCCGGCCGGCGAUCCCGGCAACCGCGUGCUUCCCAUGCCCCAGCGCCUGGGCGUGUGCCUGGAUUACGACUCCAGCCGAGUCUUCUUCUACGACGCCGACACCAUGAGGUGCAUUUACGAGAGGCAGGUGGACUGUUCGGGAACGAUGUUUCCGGCUUUCGGCCUCAUGGGCAGCGGGAAGGUUCAGCUGGAGGAGUUCAUCGCGGCGAAGAGGCUGACUUUCUGAGGAAGACGGGACGCUUUCCUUUUUAGUGAGCUUUGUGAGGAUCUGAUUUUACCGACAGGGUAAAUUUAAACCAAACAGAAGUUUUAAGGAUGAGGCAUAGCAGUUGAAACCUUUUUUUUUUCUUUAUUUUUAAAUCUUAAAAAGGCCUCAAUUCACAGUACAGAAACACCUAUUGAUGUUGGAGGUCUUUUAGAUGUAAAAGGCCUUCUUUACAUACCAAAGCCACUUUUGGUUUAUUGUUUUUGUACUUGUUUUAAUGCUUGACUGGUUUCAGCUUUUCAACUUGCUCUUGAGACGGUCACUUCUUUUUAACAUUAAAAUGUUUUCUCUUUUUUUAAGGUAAAUAAUUGUAGAAAGUUUUCUUUGCUCGGGUGUUUCCUCCUCGUCUACACGUAGCAGCACAUGUUUAGAACGGUUUGGGUGGAUCUGAAAAAGCUAGCACCUUUAUGCCUUUUUAGGAAGCGAAUCAGUGAAUUUGCUUUAGAAAGCAGAUGAUGGUAUUGUUGCACAAGUGUAAAGAUUUACUGUAGGGAUAGUUUGUUCACACACUGUUCUAAUUAUGUUUUAACUUUUACUACCGAUUGGUUUGUUUUGCUGGCUUUUGCACAUUUAGUGAACUACGUCACGAUCAUCACUACCUGGGUUUAUCAUCCACUUUUUUAAUGCUGGAACUGCUGUCAUAAAUUCACGCGACUCACCUCCAUUUAAAGCUGAAUGCUGGAUUAAGACAUCUCCUCACUUCCUGUUUUGCACGGCACACCCUUUCCACCUCACAAAUGUACUUAAAAACUACAUCAGACUGACAGCUGCAACAACACUUGAAGGUACUGGUGCUAGUGACCCACUGCUUUGUUUGUGGAGUCGCAGCCUUUUCUUUUUGAAUCUAAAAAAAACAAAUAUUCAGGUUCAAAAAAGUGCUUUCAAAUCACCAAUGAGGUGCAAGCAGGCGUAGCAUUUUGGCCUCAAAGCUGUUGUCACUUAUGUAGAAAGCUUGAGUUGAAUCCGUUUAGUCUGAUAGUUCACUGGGGAUUCACGUACAUGUACAGAAAAAUGUGCCUGCUCAUGACUUUGUUUGUACGUUUAUGUCUAGGGUUUUGAUUUCUGAAAGGUCAGGGCAUUCGGUUUACGUUUUCUCAGGCUCACGGCUCUGAUUUGGGCUAAAUGCUACCUACCUCCGUCAGUCAGGCCUGGAAAACCUUAACUACUGUACCGGUCCUGACAAAAACAGGUUUGAUUUACAGCAAACUUUUUUCCAUUUUUACCAUCUCCCACCACUCUUGAAGUGACGUUAAGCUGAUAUUUCCAGUUUUUCUUGUUUUUAACGUUCCUGUACAUAUUUAAUCCAGACUACUGAGUGAAAUAAAGUGAAGUUCAUGUAACUGGUUGUUGUUUUCUUGUGGAUCGUAACUGAUGGAAGUUGGUGUAGGAAAAUGUUACCCUGUAUAGCUGCCUUUUUAUCAAGGUUAUUUCAUUUAAAUAGCCUGCUUUCCAUUUGUAUUGUUUGGCUUGACGUGUUUCUUUUGUUGGAGUAUAAAACGUUUUGUUUAUCACUAAAAUCUUUUCAAUUAUUCAACUGUUUGAUCAGUUCUGCAAAUGUUUGUGUGCAGCUGUUACUGUAGUCCUCACAGACAUGAAUUCUCUCUGAAAUCGACGUUUUGUCCAU
Oryzias melastigma (Indian medaka) is the source of this 4547-nucleotide messenger RNA. RefSeq names its product tripartite motif containing 36 (gene trim36). Gene Ontology annotation, molecular function: zinc ion binding; protein binding. The transcript has 13 exons. NCBI's taxonomy places the organism in Eukaryota, Metazoa, Chordata, Actinopteri, Beloniformes, Adrianichthyidae. The record is from RefSeq and is a predicted model, not a curated record. Bases 629 to 2884 code for a protein of 751 amino acids.